GAGGGGGCACCGAGCCCCGCUGCCGCGGACUCCCCGCUCCGCUCCCGGGUUUAGCGCCGCUCUGCUGAGGCUCCCGGAGCUUCCCCCGGGGCGGCCCGUUCCUCUCGGGCCGCUGCCGGGCGGGACCCGGCCCGGGCCCCGCCGCCCGGGGCCCUCCCUUGGCGGGCGGCGGCGCGUUGCCGGGUAACGGCAGCAUGGCCGCCCCGGGGCCCGGCGGGGCUGAGGCGGCGGGAGGAAGGCGGCGGCGGCCUCCCCUCUCCGCCCUCUCCGCCUUUAGCAGCGUCCCGGCCGGGCGGGCAGCGCCUCCGGAGCUCCGCUACUUCCAGCGGGAGGCCGAGACAGGAGAUGUUUCCACUUACGAUGCCAUUUUUAAAAGACCAGAGGGUUACAACAAAAAUCUUCACCGAUGUGACAGAGAACAUGCGAAGAGUCGUGGUCUUAACAUUAAUGAGGAGGAAAGGGCAAGACCUGUCGCUGUUUUGUCAUCUUCAGAGUAUGGGAGACACAUAAAUAAGCCCAUAGAGGAGCUGAUCAGAGAUCAUGCAAGGAUUAAUCACGUGCAGGCAGAAUUCUACAGGAAAAAUGGCAUCACCUGCUUAUUGGAAAAGCCUUCUCCAAGCCUGGAUCCAUGCUAAAUCUCUUGUAUCUGUCAUUGCCAGCAGCAUUUAUGUGGAAAAAAAACCCCAACUUGCAUCAAAAGCAAUAUGGUGCUUUUGCUUUUUCCUCUCCAUUUUAGUUAAUGAUUUGGAUUAAAAAUAGGAUGAAAUAGCAGCUGUACUUUUCCUCAUGCUUAUUCAAAUGCAUGUCUUCUCCUUACAGUCACAUAAAAAUCUCAUGAAGAGCAGGCUCAGCAAGAGCUGAACAUCUUAGGCGGCAACACUGGAAGUGAGACCUGUUGGGUCAACAGCUGUCUCUCUGCAGUUUUAGGCAGUGCUUCUACGUAACUAUUCACAAACUUAACAUUUAAGCAAGCUUGCUCCUCAGCAUAUCAGUGGUCACUGACUCGUUAAUCUUUACAGUGUUGCUACAGAAUUGUGAGGUGUCAUUUUAUCUGCCCAACAGCUGAAAUGGGGCUUCAACACAGAUUUUCCGAAAGGGAUGGGCUUACCCAUAAAUGGGCAAGUAAAGAAAUGCUCUGACUUCCAGAAGAGCUUAGCAGUUUCAGUAGACCUCAAGUGGAAGGCAAGUUAAAGGGAACUUCUGCGUACUUGGCAUUUAAAAAGACAAAAUCUGGGCUUAGCUGAUUUCAGACAUCUCUUUUGCUGGCUUUCACAAUACGCAUGGUGUCUGAGGGAUUGAUCUGUUCAAGAGUGUUACAACAAAAAUCAUCUUUGGUUCUGUAUUCAAUGCUGAAAAAAAAAAGUAAUACUAGCAGAACAAGUACUGAAUAGUUUGGUAGAAAGGAUGGAAAGAACACAAGGAUUUGAGCAGUAGUAAUUUAAAAAGCAUGUUUACAGUAAGUGUCUAAACCUGCUUAAACGUUUAGUGCCUUGUAUUCUCACUGAAUCCAGUAUUAAAGUUUUAAGAUAA
This is a messenger RNA of Harpia harpyja (harpy eagle), 1530 nucleotides long. It is a transcript of the gene CFAP90, whose product is annotated as cilia and flagella associated protein 90. The transcript is spliced from 3 exons. The coding region runs from base 195 to 635 and encodes 146 amino acids. NCBI's taxonomy places the organism in Eukaryota, Metazoa, Chordata, Aves, Accipitriformes, Accipitridae. The record is from RefSeq and is a predicted model, not a curated record.